Molecule: messenger RNA, 1221 nt
Organism: Naegleria gruberi
Lineage: Eukaryota; Heterolobosea; Eutetramitea; Acrasida; Naegleriidae
Exons: 1
Coding region: 1-1221 (406 amino acids)
Biological process (GO): protein ufmylation
Cellular component (GO): cytosol; cytoplasm
Molecular function (GO): UFM1 activating enzyme activity
Source: RefSeq, a predicted model, not a curated record
AUGAGUCAACAACAAUCGGAAGAACGUAUCAAACAAUUGGAAGAGGAAGUAGCCUCUCUGAAGAAUCAACUUCAAAAUCAACAACAAAAAGUGAUCCGAGAGAAAAUUUCUGUCAUUUCUUCCGAAGUUAAGGACGAUAAUCCAUACUCUAGAUUGAUGGCUCUCUCAUCGAUGGGUAUUGUUAAGAAUUAUGAAAAAAUCAGAGAAUUUACUGUGGCUGUUGUUGGAUUGGGAGGUGUUGGUGCUGUUGUUUGCGAAAUGUUAACAAGAUGUGGUAUUGGUAAAUUAAUCUUGUUCGAUUUUGAUAUUGUCUCUCUUGCUAAUAUGAAUCGUUUGUUCUUCACUCCGGAUCAAGUUGGUAUGACAAAGGUGGAUGCUUCAAAGGAAACUCUUUCAAAGAUUAAUCCUGAUGUUGUUUUUGAAACAUGUUCAUAUAAUAUUACUUCUUUGGACAAUUUUGAUACUUUUAUGAAUACAAUUAAUACUGGAAAUUUAUUAACAAAUGGAAAGGUUGAUUUAGUAUUGUCAUGUGUUGAUAAUUUUGAAGCUAGAGUUGCAAUUAAUAGAGCUUGUAAUGAAUUGAAUAUUAGAUGGAUGGAAAGUGGAGUCAGUGAAGAUGCUGUCAGUGGUCACAUUCAAUUCAUGGUUCCUGGUCUCACUGCUUGUUAUGAAUGUGCUCCACCAUUGGUUGUUGCAAGUGGUGUUAAGCAAGUUAAACGUGAAGGUGUUUGUGCUGCCAGUUUACCAACAACUAUGGGUAUUACUGCUGGUUUAUUGGUUCAAUCUGUAUUGAAAUACUUGUUGAGAUUUGGUAAGAUUAGCUAUUACUUGGGUUAUAGUGCCAUUAAUGAUUAUUUCCCAACCAUGAAGGUUCGUCCAAAUCCUCAAUGUUCCAAUCCAAUGUGUCUCAAGAGACAAACUGAAAUUGCCAAAUUGAAGGAAGAAGGUUUACUCGACUUGGAUCUCGAUGAAGAAGAUAAGGAACAAGCUGAUGAAAAGAAGAUUGUUCACACAGAAAAUGAAUGGGGUAUUGAAAUUGUUGCUGAUGAAGUUGAAGAUAUUGACAUUCACUCACAUGCUCAUCGUCAUGAAGAUUUAUCACACGGUCUCGAAUAUCAAUACGAACAUCACAAUAAGAAGGUUGAUGAGAAGGAAUUGGUAAAUGUUGAAAAUCAAGAUUUGGAUGAACUGAUGAAACAAUUGAAUGAAUCAAUGAUGUAA